AUGUGCGACAUCCCCUUCUUCCCCAUCUUUCCUAUCUGUUUUCAGUGCGGCACCGAUCAGAAUCCAUGCCAUUGUAAAGUCGUCGGUCCGACUCUCGGUCGUUCUCUGGCCAACCUCGAUCUUCUGUGGGUGUGGAUUAACGCAGACCGGUCGCGAGUACGCACUGAUAUACCCCCCUUUCCCCCCCCCCUGCCACCAAGAUCCAACCUAACGCGUAAUAGCAUGUUGGGAUAUCCUGUGAAAUUAAACGGGCAGGUCAGCAACGCGAUACCAUUCUGA
Penicillium macrosclerotiorum is the source of this 279-nucleotide messenger RNA. RefSeq lists its product as uncharacterized. The coding region runs from base 1 to 279 and encodes 92 amino acids. Lineage: Eukaryota; Fungi; Ascomycota; Eurotiomycetes; Eurotiales; Aspergillaceae. The record is from RefSeq and is a predicted model, not a curated record. The transcript has 2 exons.